AUGAACACCUUUCAAAGGAAUUUAUUAGAGAAUACAUUUCGCCCUUAUCUCGAUUCUACUUUGGUGGCUGCCAUCUUGGAUGACGGGCACGAUUUCGGCGCAUGUUUCGAUAUUCUUAGUAAACUCGCUGAAGAAGCAAAUUUGGCUGAAUGUUUCGCAUAUAUUGAUGGUACCGAAAAUCGCUCCGAAAACGAUAGGAAUAUUAACCAAAGUUCUAACAGUGAACCCUUCAAUAAUAGAGAGGAUAAGCAAAAAAUUCUCAGACAUAGGGAUAAGAGCGAAGCAGCCAUGUAUUCUCUUAAUGGCGUGCACGGGGAAUCUUCCCCUUUUACAUCGGCAGAAUUAGAGGAUCGUCUAGAUAGUCUUGAUUUGAAUGGUGAUUUCUCUGACUCCGGAUCGUCUGCUCAAUUUCUUAAAGGUUGCUUUCCCGUAUUGUCCGAUGAAAAGGUUAAUAAAUUACUUCUCGAAUAUGAUAAUAGUCUCGAAAAAAUUUUGGAUGUCGUAUUGAACGAAAUCUUUUUGGAAUCGGAGCAACUCGACUCGAAAUCGACAUAUUCGUCUUCUGCAUCCACUACUUCAUCCUUUGACACAAGAGAUGAAGAUUACGAUGACGAUUUGUCAUCUGAGGCACGUUUUAAACAUCGCAAGAAGAAACGACGUAGGCAACAAAAGUCCACUCAAAUGUUGCUCCACGUUAAUGCCCUCAUACCUAAUUCGGAUAAUUCCACGUCGACAGUUCAAUCAUCUGCAACGUCAUCAAAUAAACCUUCAAUUUCGGAACCUUCUUCCCCUUUUACGCCAUCAAAUGUACAAAAUCAAUGGAUUAAAUUCGAGAAGGAGAUUCAACAAUUAUCGAAUUCAUUUCCUACUCUCCCUCAUAAAACUAUCGCUUCGACUUUGCAUUCUAAUGGAGGAAAUUAUCAUGAAACAGUAUUGAAAUUGAUUUCAAUUUGUCCAGCAGCACCGUACUGCAAACAACAAUUAUUCAACGAGAAUUUAAAUCAUUUGAAAGCUGUUUUUCCGAAUCAUGACGAGCAAAUCCUUAAAAAAGCACUUAUUGGUACUGGCUCUACCCAAAUGGCAAGCAGUUUAUUAUUACGAUGUUAUGAUAGUGGUUAUGGUAGUAAUGACAGUAGUAAUAUGUCAAGCCCGGAUGAGACUGAUAUAACGAAUUAUGAUUAUUUUAAUGCCGACAAAUUGAAAAGUGACAACCUGAAUUCCGAAAGACCGAAAAAUAACCAUUUCAAGUACGAAAGAUCGAAAAAACAGCUGAAUGUAUCUCGAAGCCCAUUCUUACCAAACGGUGUGCAAUUCGAUCAUGAUACCGGCGAAUAUGUUGUAGCCCAGGGGGAAAUGAAAAAAGGCGCCUCUGAUUUUAAUUUUAAUAUAAAGAACGAAAAACCCCGCGAAAAAACUCGUUCGAUUUCAUCAUCCUCAGCAACUGAGCUAAUGGCGAAAAGGAAUGAGGCUUAUCGGAAGGCUGCAGUAGCUUUUCGGAAGGCAAAAGGACGCAAUGGAGAGGGCGGAAUUGCGUUCUUUUAUUCUGACGAGGGACGUGAGUAUGAUUCCCAAAUGCAACAAUGGAAUUUACGUGCCACUAGAUCCUUGAUAAAACGAGAUAGUGAGGCAAAUAGAGAUCAUGUUCUUUUGGAUUUGCAUGGCUUAACUGUCGCGGAAGCAGUUCUAGUCGUCAAUGAAGGGCUGGCACAAUGGUACUCUAAAGGAAUGAAUCAAAGAUCUCAUACCCCAAUGAAACCCUUAAAGAUUGUCACUGGUUUGGGUAAUCAUUCACCUAAUGGUGUGGCGAAAUUGCCUCCAGCCAUUGCUCAAAUGUUGGCUAGGGACAAGUGGGAUGUGGUUAGACAUCAGGGAUACUUUUUGGUCAGGGGUCGGCAACCAUAA
Messenger RNA from Ambispora gerdemannii, 1902 nucleotides. NCBI's taxonomy places the organism in Eukaryota, Fungi, Glomeromycota, Glomeromycetes, Archaeosporales, Ambisporaceae. The record is from the annotation of a GenBank genome assembly.